Molecule: messenger RNA, 1463 nt
Organism: Condylura cristata (star-nosed mole)
Lineage: Eukaryota; Metazoa; Chordata; Mammalia; Eulipotyphla; Talpidae
Gene: LCAT
Product: lecithin-cholesterol acyltransferase
Exons: 6
Coding region: 119-1441 (440 amino acids)
Biological process (GO): lipid metabolic process
Molecular function (GO): phosphatidylcholine-sterol O-acyltransferase activity
Source: RefSeq, a predicted model, not a curated record
UCUGGCCACCCCCAUUGGCCCGGCUGCUCCUCCUACUGGCUGUGGGGCCCCUCCCACCUCCACGCCAGAUAAGGCCAGCCCGGGACUGCUUCGUUGGGCAAUAGGCUCUAGGGCUGGAAUGGGGCCGCCCGGCACCCGGUGGCAGUGGGGGCUGCUGCUGCUGGGGCUGCUGCUCCCCCCGGCCGCCCCCUUCUGGCUCCUCAAUGUGCUCUUCCCCCCGCACACCACGCCCAAGGCUGAGCUCAGUAACCACACACGGCCCGUCAUUCUCGUGCCUGGCUGCCUGGGGAAUCAGCUGGAAGCCAAGCUGGAUAAACCAGAUGUGGUGAACUGGAUGUGCUACCGCAAGACGGAGGACUUCUUCACCAUCUGGCUGGACCUCAAUAUGUUCCUACCGCUUGGGGUGGACUGCUGGAUUGAUAACACCAGGGUUGUCUACAACCGCAGCUCUGGGCGCGUGUCCAAUGCCCCUGGUGUACAGAUCCGUGUCCCUGGCUUUGGCAAGACCUACUCUGUUGAGUACCUGGACAAAAAUAAGCUGGCGGGUUACAUGCACACACUGGUGCAGAAUCUGGUCAACAAUGGGUAUGUGCGUGACGAGACGGUGCGGGCCGCCCCCUACGACUGGCGGCUGGAGCCUCGCCAGCAGGAGGAGUACUACAGCAAGCUCGCCGGGCUGGUGGAGGAGAUGUACGCUGCUUAUGGGAAACCUGUCUUCCUCAUUGGGCACAGCCUCGGCUGCCUGCACGUGCUCUACUUUCUACUGCGCCAGCCCCAGACCUGGAAGGACCGCUUCAUCGAUGGCUUCAUCUCUCUCGGGGCUCCCUGGGGUGGCUCCAUCAAACCCAUGCUGGUCCUGGCCUCAGGUGACAACCAAGGCAUCCCGUUUAUGUCCCGCAUCAAGCUGAAAGAAGAGCAGCGCAUGACGACAACCUCCCCCUGGAUGUUUCCCUCCAGCGAGGCCUGGCCUGAGGACCACGUGUUCAUUUCUACACCCAGUUUCAACUACACAGGCCGUGACUUCCAGCGCUUCUUUGCAGACCUGCACUUUGAAGAAGGCUGGUACAUGUGGCUGCAGUCACGUGACCUGCUGGCCGGCCUCCCAGCACCUGGCGUGGAAGUAUACUGUCUGUAUGGUGUGGGCAGGCCCACGCCCCGCACCUACAUCUAUGAUCACGGCUUCCCCUACAAGAACCCCGUGGAUGUGCUCUAUGAGGACGGUGAUGACACUGUGGCCACCCGCAGCACCCAGCUCUGCGCUCGCUGGAAGGGCCGCCAGCCGCAGCCUGUGCACCUGGUGCCCCUGCACAGGCUACAGCACCUCAACAUGGUCUUCAGCAAUCAGACACUGGAGCAUAUCAAUGCCAUCCUGCUGGGCACCUACCGUAAUGGCACCCCUGCACCCCCAGCUGCCAGCCCAGGGCCCCUGCCCCCGGAAUAAAGACCUUCCUUUGCUCCGUAAA